AUGGCAAUAUUUAAUGACGAUUUAAUGAAGAAGUUUGACGAAGAAUAUGGGAAGGCUCAUCCCUAUUGCUCCAAAGAAGAGUUGCUAGCAUACAACACUAAACCAAACAAAAAUGGGCACCCAAGAAGAACCCGCAAUGCAGCUCUGAUAUAUCUAAAGGAAUAUAGUAAACAACUGAAGAGCCGAGGAAAUCCUGUCUAUAUAAGGGGAGGCGCGAAAACGCUUGUCAAACAAGCGAUGGAAGAAUGGAACCUCCUCGGACCCUCCCAACGACUCUUAUACGAACUUGCAGCCGCUAUAAUAGAAAAGAAAUUCAAAGAAACGUACCCGGGCUACAAGUUCAUGCCUCAACCGAAAAAGAUCCAAACGAUCUUUAAACCCUAUAGUAAAAAAUGUGCGGGAAACAUCAGCCCAAUGGCAGUGCAAAUGCCAGAAACAACAGAAACGAAUGGCAUACACAACAACUCAAAUGUCCCAGGAACAUCCUUUUCUGGCAAUUGCUCCCCUUCGCAAUCUUCCGAAACUAGCCCAGACGUUGAAUCUCCUGAGUCCUCUUUCAUAUUGUCACCGCAAUUGUCUCCCCCGACGUCAGAGGCUGCAUUAUCGAAUGAAUCUUUGGAAUAUACCAUGACUUCAAAACCUGAACAGCAGCCAACUGUCGAAUAUGUUUACGACAAUGAUUUAUAUACGGGUAACGCUUCAUUGCACGGAUGUGAGGAGCUUAAUGAUCAAUUAGAUUUAUUUGAAGAAGAGUCCAAAAAGGAUUUGAUUUCGAAUACAAACUAUUAUUCAUAUUAUAAUUUAUUGUAUCAAUACUUUUGA
This is a messenger RNA of Paraglomus brasilianum, 822 nucleotides long. Lineage: Eukaryota; Fungi; Glomeromycota; Glomeromycetes; Paraglomerales; Paraglomeraceae. The record is from the annotation of a GenBank genome assembly.